AUGUCUUUAUCAUUUAAUCAUUUACUCAAAUGGUUUGAAUGCACCUGGGCACCUUACAGCAAUAUGAUUUUAGAGAUAAUUUGCAAAAAUAAGCUUAAGCUCCUAAAUUGUGAAAUUGAUUAUUUAAUUUUAAAAUUAAAUGAAUGCGACAUAGUCAAAACAAGUUUUGAAAAAUGAGACAGCCUACCGAUUCAUAAAUUUGAAGAAUUUUGCUUACUUUGGGUGCUAGUUUUAAGGAAUAAAGAUCGCUAUCAAAAUUUUAUUACAAAAUAUGCAUGCAUAGCAGAUAUAGUUAGGUGCAAAAUUGAAGGAUUUAUUGGUCUAGCAGAUAAGGAAAUAGCAUCAUUUGUUUUGUAUUGGAUUUCUUUGCUAAAUGAUAAUAAAGCCAAUAGAGAUGAAGCCACAAUCAACUAUGGGAAAUAUAUUGACAACGCUUUUAACAAUGUUAAAACAAGGUGCACGCUUGAUCUUAUUAUGAAUUUAAGAGCAAUAAUAGAUAACUGUGAAUUUAAAAAGGAUUUAUUUAUAGAAAGAUUAUCUGAUUUGUUUCCUUUAUCUAAUCAAAAGCUGAUCCUAAAAGUGUUUUCAGUUGACAACAACUUUUUGGAACUGUUUACAACCCAUUAUUUGACAUACUUUGACUCUUUUUCUAACAGAGCGUAUCAACUCAGGGUUGCUUAUGUCCUCAAAUUAAUAACUAUUUACAUUAGCCAUCAUAGAAAAUUUUUUCAGCCAUCAAUUUUAGAAAAUCUUGAUGAAAAAAUAAAAAUUGAAAACUUUUGACAUGAUGAAAAAUAUAAGAUAAUACUGAAAAAUCUGGCAGAUACUCACCUUGAAACUGGAAUUAUAAUUCAAAAUUCUUAG
Blepharisma stoltei is the source of this 864-nucleotide messenger RNA. NCBI's taxonomy places the organism in Eukaryota, Ciliophora, Heterotrichea, Heterotrichida, Blepharismidae. The record is from the annotation of a GenBank genome assembly.